Syngnathus typhle (broad-nosed pipefish) is the source of this 2819-nucleotide messenger RNA. Its product is annotated as ras-related protein Rap-2a. NCBI's taxonomy places the organism in Eukaryota, Metazoa, Chordata, Actinopteri, Syngnathiformes, Syngnathidae. Gene Ontology annotation, cellular component: plasma membrane. Gene Ontology annotation, molecular function: GDP binding; GTPase activity; GTP binding. The transcript has 2 exons. Gene Ontology annotation, biological process: negative regulation of cell migration; Rap protein signal transduction. The coding region runs from base 570 to 1121 and encodes 183 amino acids. The record is from RefSeq and is a predicted model, not a curated record.
CGGAAAACAGGAGGGGACUUGAGGGUUUGGUGGUGGGCCGCUUACGCAGAGGUCGUGGGUCUCCGCCCGACACUAUGGCGGCUGGCGUCCUACUGGAAAGUAACCGGUAGACGCAAACAUGCCCGAGACGUCGGAAAUGGUUUGAUCAGAUAUAAAUUCGUUGUCAAUUUAGCGUUCGUGGCUAUUUCCGGGUUCGCUUUUAAACGCGCGCGUGCGCUCAUCUGUUCUUUUUUUUUUUUUUAGGGGGCGGGGGGCAAGUCCAGGCAUUUUACCCCCCUCAGCGUUCUCCAUGGAGCAAGUUUGUUUUUUUAUAUCAAAGACUGAGCGUAAGCACAUGAGAAGCAAAACCGUUUUGGUCCCGUCACCUUCCACGUAACGGGCGGUCGUGUAGCCGUCGGCCCUGCGUUGUUUGUGGUGUAGGGGGGAGGAAGGAAUUUCCACAAUGAAGCCCGUGCCGGAGCACCGGGUCUUUGUGCUUUGAGUCGAACCGACCGUGCUACUAUUGUCAACAACCGACACAAAAUGGUGAACGUUGUGAUUUUGAGCCGCUUUUCGACUUAAAUCCAACGAUGCGCGAGUACAAAGUGGUGGUCCUGGGCAGCGGCGGGGUCGGCAAGUCCGCCCUCACGGUCCAGUUCGUCACCGGGACCUUCAUUGAGAAGUACGACCCCACCAUCGAGGACUUCUACCGCAAGGAGAUCGAGGUGGACUCCUCGCCGUCGGUCCUGGAGAUCCUGGACACCGCCGGUACCGAGCAGUUCGCCUCAAUGCGGGACCUGUACAUCAAGAACGGACAGGGCUUCAUCCUCGUCUACAGUCUGGUCAACCAGCAGAGCUUUCAGGACAUUAAGCCCAUGAGAGACCAGAUCAUAAGAGUCAAAAGGUAUGAGAAGGUCCCCGUAAUCCUGGUGGGCAAUAAAGUGGACCUGGAGAGUGAGCGGGAGGUGUCAUCCAGCGAGGGCCAGGCGCUGGCUGAGGAGUGGGGCUGUCCCUUCAUGGAAACGUCGGCCAAAAGCAAAACCAUGGUGGACGAACUGUUCGCCGAGAUCGUGCGGCAGAUGGACUACGCCGCCCAGCCCGACAAGGACGACCCCUGCUGCUCAUCUUGCAAUAUACAAUAGCCAUCCGGGGGGGGGCAAGGUUGGUGCUUAUGGCAGCGACACACAGGCGUGGACUUGGCACACACAUGGGCGCCGCACACACGGCGAUUAAACGAUUGAACACGAUGGAUUCGUAAAAUCAAAGUGACAUUGUUCAUGACGUGAUAGGAUAUCGAGAACUUUAAAAAAAAAAACAUACCCUCGCCUUAUGUUGCUCUCCACGUUUUUAGUCAUCAUCGGCAAAGACUUCCACUGCGGGACCUUCCUUUUUUUUUAAUGUUCUUAAGAUUUACUUUAAUGCAUUUACUGUGAUAACAAACAGUAACUGGUUUUUCGAAUGCCUUUGCUGCAAAUAUGAACAAAGGUUUGGAUUUAUGUACAUUUUGUGCAGUGCUUUUUGGGAGGUUUUUUUUUUUUUUUUCCCUACUCAUUGUUGGGCUGAACCAAAGAGGUGACCUGAAAGCAUUUUAGCUAGUUUUCUCCAAUAUUGUAAAUGGAGAGAAAAAGCAUUUUAGUUUUAACACAGUAACGAUAAACCACAUCGUCUUCCACAAUUGUUUUUUUUUUUAUUCUUAUCGUCUUAAUGAAUCAACAGUCAGUGUUUGAUAAUCCCAACUAGGUACAAUUGAUUCAGUAAUUAUUCGGAAUUAUUUGUCUGUAAAACAAUCCAGGCAUAAUAGAGUGCACUACCUGGUUUCAAUCAGUGGGGGCGUUGUUGAUCACACGAUUUGCAAAAUCUCUUGAAUCACACAACUAGUUUUCUGUCUUGAGAAGAACAAGAUGGCUUACAUCCGUGUUGGGCAUGUUCUGAACAUCCACUGCAGUUAUUAUUUUUUUAAAUUAAUCAUUCUGGAAAGAAACAUUGGUUCAUCAUUCUUUAACUGUAUUUGUUUUGAUUGUAAAAACAGGAGUUCAGCACAUUCAGGGCUAUCUUAUUCCAUUUAUUGGUUGCAAAAACAGGAGUUCAGAACAUCCAAUGAUUAUAUUUGCAGAUUUAUUAUUGGUUGUGGAAAAAAGGAGCUUUGAACAUUCAGUGUUACUUUGCAUCAAUGAAAAUGGGAUUUCAAAACAUUCAGUACUGUUUUUUCUUUUAGUUUGGUUCUGAAAAGAGAAGUUAAAACCAUUCAGUGAUCUUUAGAUGGUCGCGGAAGGAGCUUUGAUGAUUCAGUGUUAUUUUGUCUCAAUUGGUUGCAGGAACUGGAGUUCGACACUUCCAUUUUUUUCCUUCCACGAUCAAUGGGUCAUGAAAAAAAGAAGCUUCAGUGUUAUUUUUUUCAUUCAUUGGUUGUGAAAACAAGAGUUCAGAACAGUCGCUGAUACUUAUUUUUGAUUGUGGAAAAAACAUUUGACAUUGAGAAAUGUCAUCUUCAUUCAUUAGUUUCAGCAACAGGGGUCUGGAACCUUCAAUUUUGUCUAUUAGUUGUUCUUGAGAAAAACAACAACAACAGGAGUCCACAACAUUCAGUGCCAACACUUACCUGCAUAAUUUAGUUCAGAGUAUCCAUAGUAACAACGAUGAUGCUAAACAUUCAAAUUGCGGCGUACCCAUUUUGGAUGCAUUUUAAUUGACACCAGGAAGCAGACGAUUUUUGGUUCCCACCUUGUGUCACCAUAUUGGUUUUCUAUUUUUGUAUUUUAUUUUUUUACAUGUUUCUUCAAUCCUCCUCUGAUUCUGUUAACAUUCGACACUCUGCGUAAUAAAAGUGCUCAACACUUGGA